AUGGGAGAAAACACAUAUGGUGAGCAGUUCGAGCAACUUUUCAUCUGCAACGGAGAUGUGUAUCAUGGAUUCCAAGUAAUGGAAAAGAUAGAUGAAGGAAAUUAUGGUCAAGUAUUUGUUGUGUCUAAAGACGGGAAACGAUUCGCAAUGAAAGUUGAGCCGAAAAGAGUCGAUGGGGCGGCGCCGGCGUUGAAAAUUGAGAUCGAGAUCAUGAACAAGCUAGACGAGAACAAAGCGAAAUACUUCCCCAAGUGUAUUUUCGCUGGUGCGGAUUUAAAAUGUCAUGUAGUGGUGAUGGAUCUUCUGGGCGACAAUUUGAAAAGCCUUCGACUAAAAUGCGCCGAUCCAAACGUUUCGUCUCCUGGAACAUGGAGUCGAAUUGGUAUUCAGUGCUUAUAUGUCCUGAAACAAAUGCACGACAAUGGCUACCUGCACCAUGAUAUAAAACCAGGGAAUUUCGCAAUGGGACCUGCAACCGAUCCAAAUAGGUCUCGUAUCCUCCACCUUCUUGAUUUUGGAAUUUCUCGGGCGUUCACGAGGCCGAAGAAGGGGGCAGCCAUCAGUACAAUGCUGAAAGAUGGCCAAAAAACGACAGACUCGGCAAAUCUAGAGUUCCGACCACCCAAGAAAAAAAUAACAUCGUUGAGAGGAACUCCCGUCUACGCAUCACCAAAUGCUCACGAUUACAUUGAUUUGGCUAGAAUAGACGAUGUUUGGUCUCUGAUGUACAUGAUCGCUGAGAUGGUUGAACCUCUUCCAUGGUAUGCUCUCGAAGAUGAGCAAUUAAAAAAUUGCAAGCUCAAAUUCAAACUCAGUGAGCUCUUCAAAGAUAAUUCCUUCGACGCUGUGGAGCAGAUGCUUCGGUCGUGUACAUUCUACUCUUUCCCUAACUAUGAAUUAGUUUAUAACACGUUCAAGGCAGUCUACGAUAAAAGCAAAUCCACUUGGAUCGACCCUUAUGAUUGGGAGACGAAGCAAAUGCCGUCGUAUGUUCGUUGGCAACAACACAACGAUAGACGUACAUCAAUUUAUAUGUUUAAAUGGGAAUAUUCUGACAUUCGAGAUUAUUUCCGCCUGGAUCCAUACAGUUCUCUUCAAAGAAGUGAGAAGAAGAAAGAGAAAAUGGAUGGAGGAGAUACGGCAACGAAAACUUGUGAGAGUCCAACUGUCGAAGAGGCGAAAACUCCAAAAAUCGUCAUGAAGAAAAAGUCGAAAAUUUCAAAACCAGUCAAGUCGAAAACCAAAAAGAGCAGCCACGGAAAGAAGAAGUGA
Molecule: messenger RNA, 1272 nt
Organism: Caenorhabditis briggsae
Lineage: Eukaryota; Metazoa; Nematoda; Chromadorea; Rhabditida; Rhabditidae
Exons: 6
Coding region: 1-1272 (423 amino acids)
Biological process (GO): signal transduction; peptidyl-serine phosphorylation
Cellular component (GO): nucleus; cytoplasm
Molecular function (GO): ATP binding; protein serine/threonine kinase activity
Source: RefSeq, a predicted model, not a curated record